Cuscuta epithymum is the source of this 1613-nucleotide messenger RNA. Lineage: Eukaryota; Viridiplantae; Streptophyta; Magnoliopsida; Solanales; Convolvulaceae. The record is from the annotation of a GenBank genome assembly.
GAAGCCCUCUAUAGUUUGUACGUGUGUAUGUUUUCUGUUCAUGUAUCUACACCCGCCCAUAACAUACUUUCAUUUAUGUUUUUAAUUUCUUCUUUUCUGUGUUUGGCGCAAAUUCUUUGAAUCAGUACCGGCUACAUCGCGUAUGUGCUAUGGUAUUGAGAAAGAUGGUAAUUGCCAUCGGAAGCAAAUCAUUUCUCCAUUUCUCCCUCUCGCCGGAUUUUUAUCAUGCGUUGUCAAAAUCAGGAAAGCGGGCCGUGAAGCUGCCGACAUGUGAUUCCGGCUUAAACAGAGGAUUCAGGUUCGGCAUUCCCGGCGGCGAGGUUAAGUCUGGAUUAAUUGGCCCAAUUAAGGCACUUGAAGUUUCUAGGUCGUCGCAUACCUACCGGGAAAACGAAAAAUCUCAUCCGUCAGGAUGCGGUUCGGAGCAGGAAGUAGUCGCCAACGAUUGCGAUGAUCUCUCUGGCAAAGAAAGACCAAAGACGCAUACCCUUGGAAAAUGUACUAAUAUUUAUUGGCACAAAUGCUCAGUAGAGAAGAGUGACAGGGAGGCUUUACUUCAGCAGAAGGGAUGUGUUGUAUGGAUUACUGGUCUAAGUGGUUCAGGAAAGAGCACUGUGGCGUGUACACUAAGUCGUGGCUUGCAUGCACGGGGAAAGCUUACUUAUGUUUUGGAUGGAGAUAAUAUCCGUCAUGGUCUGGGUAGUGACCUUAGUUUUGGAGCAAAGGAUCGAUCAGAGAACAUUAGACGGGUUGGAGAGGUAGCAAAGCUUUUUGCAGAUGCUGGGGUAAUUUGUAUUGUCAGUUUGGUAUCUCCAUAUAUAAAGGACCGGGAUUCUUGCCGUGCUUUACUUCCAGAAGGAGAUUUCAUCGAGGUGUUCAUGGAUGUUCCUUUACAUGUGUGCGAGGCGAGAGAUCCCAAGGGAUUGUACAAACUUGCCCGUGCAGGCAAAAUAAAAGGUUUUACCGGUAUUGAUGAUCCAUAUGAGCCACCAAAGAGUCCUGAGGUAAACCUUUGUUGUCCUAGAGAAAAUGUGUUUAUAUCCAUUACAGAAUCAGAUAUAGUUCUCCUGGUUGUAGAUUGCACUAAUUUGGUCUGUUGUAAAUCUGGAAAGAAUUAUAAGUUCCCAAAAAUUAUAUUACACUCCCAAAAAUAAGUUCCCAAAUCCCACAAAAGCACACCCUGCAGGUAAAAAUCUACACUUUUCUUGUCAUAACGAUGGAUCAUUUAAUUUGCAGAUAAUGCUUCGCCUUGACCAUGGAUUCUAUGAUUCUCCUAGUGACAUGGCUGAGGUUGUGAUAUCUUUUCUGGAGGAAAAGGGGUAUCUAAUACCAUAGCUGCGGCUUCACAUCCUAGUCCCCAGCUUUUGAUCAUCUGAUCCAAGGCCCUAUUCAUUUUAUUUAUGGGAAAGUGGCAUUUAAGGUCUCUUAGAAUAUUUUGGAACAGUGGAUUUAGCAUGUAAAUAUGGAUUUAGCAUGUGAAUAUGGAUUUAGCCUCUUUAGUCCUGAUGUAACUAAGAUGGGUGUCCUAAAUGGUUACUUGAGAAUUUGAAAAAGACCAUUCCAAUAUUCAAUAGGGAUGCACACCGCAAAGGAAAAACCGAUAGCAAAAACAG